AUGAGUGAAGAAAGCGCGGAGCAAACGCUCAUCUGUGUGCCUGGGCAGGUGUUGUGCGCUGCGUCCGAAUUCACGGUAGCCGGCGAGGGCACAUACGAAAAGCUUGGCUACAUCCACGCUACUCUGGCCGGUAUAGUUCACAUGAAAAAGCGCGAGAAGAACACAUUCAUCUCAGUGCUGUCUUUCGGCGGUGGAGCCACAGUCCCGAUCAUAGGCGAUAUUGUAACUGCACGGAUUACGGCGGUGCAACACCGCAUGGUGAAAUGUCGCAUCCUGUGCAUCGGAAAAACGGCACUUAAUCGCACAUUGCGAGGAAUCAUCCGGAAAGAGGACGUUCGCGCAACGGAGGUAGACCGGGUUGAAAUGCACAAAUGCUUCCGGCCGGGUGAUAUCGUGCUGGCACGGGUGCUGCAUCAAAUCGAGCUGAAUGUGUUCCAUCUUUCCACGGCGGAUAAUGAGCUGGGCGUUGUGGUGGCCUUAUCACCGAGUUCGCGAGCUACCUGGGGUGCAGAACCGAUUCCGAUGGUUCCUAUCUGUUGGACGGAAGUGCAGUGUCCUGUAACGCUGGUGAAAGAACCGCGCAAAGUGGCCAAAGUUUUACCAGAAAAGGGAGAAUCACUGAAAAAGAAUCUAGCGCUAUUCUGA
Anopheles marshallii is the source of this 645-nucleotide messenger RNA. RefSeq names its product exosome complex component CSL4 (gene Csl4). Lineage: Eukaryota; Metazoa; Arthropoda; Insecta; Diptera; Culicidae. The record is from RefSeq and is a predicted model, not a curated record. Gene Ontology annotation, cellular component: nuclear exosome (RNase complex); cytoplasm. The transcript has a single exon. Gene Ontology annotation, molecular function: RNA binding. Bases 1 to 645 code for a protein of 214 amino acids. Gene Ontology annotation, biological process: RNA processing.